AUGGACUCUACGCCAAUCAUGCAAUCAUAUGGGACAGUCGGACAGUGGACAGAUUUCUCGCUUUAUGAAAAUGAAACAACUUUUGUUAACAGCGGGGAGUCUUUCAAACCCAUCCUAUCUGCUGAGACAUUUCCUUUUGAAACGUUGACUUCAACAUAUCAUUCAAGUCCAUCUCUCUCGCCUGCUUCCUCGAUGGAAAUGUCAUUUGAUGACUUCUAUUCGAAUCCCACAUAUGACUCCCCGUCAAUGAAAGAGCAAAGCCCUCCGCUGCCAGAUAAUCUGUACUCAAUACCCGCAUUCUACGAACCAGAAAAUACAAAUACGAAAAUCAAACAAGAAAGUAACGUCAUCAAUGUGACCUCAAAUCCAGAACCCACACCCACAAAGGGUUCAAAAAGAAGAGCAAACUCGAAGGGUUCAAGACCUAAAGCACCAGCUUCGCCAUCAGCGAUCGAACGACGCAGACAACAAAAUAGAGCUAGUCAAAUGGCUUUCAGAGAACGAACGAAGAAACUUGUGGAAGAUCUGAGGAAGCAGCUCCUCGCGAGUGAGACGGAACGAUUGAGGCUGAAGGGACUGCUGGAAAGAGUACUCGCACCUGGCAUGCAAGGAGGACGCUAUCUGUGA
Molecule: messenger RNA, 627 nt
Organism: Glarea lozoyensis ATCC 20868
Lineage: Eukaryota; Fungi; Ascomycota; Leotiomycetes; Helotiales; Helotiaceae
Exons: 2
Coding region: 1-627 (208 amino acids)
Biological process (GO): regulation of DNA-templated transcription
Molecular function (GO): DNA-binding transcription factor activity
Source: RefSeq, a predicted model, not a curated record